Messenger RNA from Miscanthus lutarioriparius, 1161 nucleotides. NCBI's taxonomy places the organism in Eukaryota, Viridiplantae, Streptophyta, Magnoliopsida, Poales, Poaceae. The record is from the annotation of a GenBank genome assembly.
AUGGGCGCCAUGGGCAUCGUCGUGAGAGCGUGCGCGCCUCCCGCUCCCGCCGCGGCCGCACCCUCCGGCUCCAGGGACGCCGCCCAGGCCCAGCGGAGGAGCAAGCCCUCGAGGACUGCCCGCGUGCUCGUGCUCGGCGGCACCGGCCGCGUCGGGGGAUCCACGGCCACCGCGCUCUCCAGGCUCCGCCCCGACCUCGGCAUCCUCGUCGGAGGCAGGAACCGGGAGAAAGGCGAGUCCGUUGCAGCUAAGCUUGGGGGGCAGUCUGAGUUCGUCCAUGUCGAUACCCGCGACGCAGGCAUGUUGGAGCAAGCGCUGCAGGGUGUGGAUUUGGUUGUCCAUACUGCUGGACCUUUCCAGAGGGCGGAGGAGUGCACCGUACUGCAGGCAGCGAUAUCUACUAAGACACCAUAUAUUGAUGUCUGCGAUGACACGGACUAUUCUUGGAGAACGAAAGGCUUCCAUGAGCAAGCAAAAGCUGCUGGUGUUCCAGCUAUUACUACUGCUGGCAUAUAUCCGGGAGUUAGCAAUGUGAUGGCUGCUGAGCUUGUGCAUGCUGCCAGAAGUGAAAAUGGCGAACCUGAAAGACUAAGAUUCUUCUACUAUACUGCAGGUACUGGUGGUGCUGGUCCAACAAUAUUGGCAACAAGUUUUCUGCUUCUUGGGGAGGAUGUAAUUGCAUAUAACAAGGGAGAAGAAAUCAAAUUGAAGCCCUAUAGUGGAGCUCUGAACAUUGAUUUCGGAAAGGGGGUCAGAAAGAAAAAUGUCUACUUAUUGAAUUUGCCUGAAGUGAAGAGUGCUUUUAAGAUAUUAGGUGUGCCAACUGAGUUCUUGAGGGAUAGAAAUAAGGUUCAGAAGUUGGUUCAGUCUGUUGAUCCUUUGGUUCGAGCCGUUGAUGGUAUCGCAGGGAGAGCGUGUCUCUAUGAGAGUAGACUUGGACUGUUCAAAUGGCGAAUACUAUUGGAUUAUUUACUCAUAAAAAGCUAUCUGUGUAAAUCGGUGGGCUUUGCGACAGCUGCAUUUGCUUUAGCAGUUCUUGAGGGCAACACACAACCAGGAGUUUGGUUUCCAGAAGAGCCAGAGGGAAUACCGAUAGAAGCAAGGAAGCUGCUUCUUGAGCGUGCAUCUCAAGGGACAAGUAACUUCGUGAUGAACAAGUGA